GUGGAGAGGACCGGGCGGCCGGCUGUGCGUGGGGCCGCGCGCGGCGGCGACUCCCAGGUCGGGCUGGACAGCGCAGGGCCACGGCUGAGGCGGCUCCGGUGACGGCGGACCUCACUGAGGACUUGGGGAUGUGGAGCCGAGUCCUGAAUCCGCUGGGAGGAGGUCCUACUCCCCAGCCCCGCUCCCCGCCCUGCCACCCCUGGAAUUGGGGAGGGCUCAGCCUGGGUGGAGGGAGGACAAGGACGCCUGAGACCACACGGACUGGCAUAUGGGGACGGACCUCCAACGAGGGGCCCAGAUCCAGUCUGCUGAGAUCUCCCUUCUGGCCGUCUUGGCUGCCGUUCAGGCAGUGGAGAAAAGAUGGAGUCUCAGGCUAUCUGACUUCAAAGCCUGGAGGGGUGCACGGAGACAGCAGAGAAGAAGCUGGCCGACUGCGAGAAGACGGCCAUGGAGUUCGGGAACCAGCUGGAGGGCAAGUGGGCUGUGCUGGGGACCCUGCUGCAGGAGUACGGGCUGCUGCAGAGGCGGCUGGAGAGCGUGGAGAACCUGCUGCGCAACAGGAACUUCUGGAUCCUGCGGCUGCCCCCGGGCAGCAAGGGGGAGGCCCCCAAGGUGCCGGGGCCCCUGAAGAUGCAGCGCUGUAUUUUUCAGAGCCUCGAGGGCGUGCCCCAGAGAACCGGCAGGAGGAGCUCUGCACGGGCGCCGUGAAGGGGAACCAUGAGGCCUUGCGCUCCCCGGGCUGUGCUGCCACCAAGCCAGAACUCCUGACCGCAACAGAGAAGGGAGAGGAGGCAGGCAGCCAUGGCUUGCCCAGUGCAGAUGGGGGUCAGCACCCUGCAGAGCUGUGGCUGGUCAGCAAAGAGAAGAGUCUGGAGGAAGAGUCCAAGGCGCAGGAGCCAGCCUGGGAAGCUGAAGGGGGACCUGGCAAGGAGGGCUUGGAGGGGCUACCUGUGGGGAUCUGCCUCCUGUCCCCAGGAGAGAAGUGGCUUCCAUCCCUCCAAGCCCCCAGAACCUGGCUGUGGGCAUGGGGCAGUGCCCACCCUGCACCAAGUGUGGCCAGAGCUCUGGCUGGAAGGAGCACUGUGUCCCCCAGCCCUGUGCCCACUGUCCCCAAAGCUUCACACAGUGGGCCACGCUUGCCUGCCAUCGCCAUGCGCACCUAUGCCUGCAGCCAGUGUGGCAAGAGUUUUGUGCACCAGUCCAUACUCGCCGCCCACAACCACACGCACACCAGCGAGAAGCCCUUCCAGUGCUCCCAGCGUGGCAAGUGCUUCGUGUGGAAGCCCAGUUUCACGUGGCACCUGCGCGGCCACCGCAGGAGAAGGGCUAUCCCUGCGGCCAGUGUGGCGAGAGCUUCACCUGUCCCUCCUGGCUUGUGCUCCACGAGGGCAGCCACGCCAGCCAGCCAGCCUCCCCAUCUCAUGCGGUGUGUGAGGGGGCUCCCCAGGUGGGGGGCCCGGCCACCUCCUCAAGGGUGCAAUGUGGGGAAGGCCCCCCAGUGACCCUUCUGCUGUGCCCAGAUUUGAGGGCACAGCAGAGGACUGAGCAGGCUCUCGGGGAGCCCCGGGGACAGGCAGCUGAGUGGUGGUGGUCAGGAAGGUCUGGCGGGGUCCCUGCACAGUUCUCCCUGUCGUGUGAAGAUGGAGAAUGCAGGCUAGCACCUGGAGAAGUCCCUUAAGGGGCCACUAAGGGUGCCGGGGCGAUUGGUGCUCCUUGAAUCCAAGCAGCCUCUCCGCAGGGGCACUCCUUGGCCGGGUGUGAGUCUCCUGUGCUGCUGUCUGGGCUUCCCAGGGCCCGUGAGGGGGGCAGAGUGCCCACGGGUGUCUUGCUACAGGGGGGUGGCAUGGAGGCGGGGCCCAGGGUGAGAUCUGAGCCUUACUGGAGGGGACUGUCAGGGUGUGGGUUCGGGUGGAGGGGAGUGGCUUACUGUCCUUGUUCUGUUAGGGGAGUGACUCUUGGAGACGCUGGUUAGGAGAUGGCGAUUGCUUAGUGCCUACACGGGGAGCCAGGGCUUGCAUACCCUGAACCGUGCCUCUUGCUUUCCUGGACGCUACCUGUACAAGAUCUGAAGUGCUUCCCAGGUGGGCAGUAGUGCUGGGAGGCCCCGGCAGGAGGCCAGGCUGUACCCUUGCCACCUGUUUAAUAGGCUGAGCCCAAGUGUCCCUCAGGUGUGAAUCCAAGAGCCUUGGUGAGCUGUCACAACAUGCACGGAAACUUUCCGUAACUUCACCACCACCCCUAAGCCCCCACCCCACCACCCUGUUACCUGAGAAAGGCAGCUUUGUGGGCCAUGUUGUCACGGAAGGGCCUGGGCUGGCGGUGGGCUGGCAGUAGCUGGGCGCUCCUGACUGGCCGUCUUGGCCCCAUAGGCCCUGUCCAGUUGGUGUAAGAUUUGCCUUCGAGCCGUUGUGGCAGGCAGGCCAGGGGGCCUUUCUGGAGAUCCAGCCUGUGCCGGCCACUAGGGGCACAAAGAAACCAGGGCCUGGUCCCCAGCCGUGGGGCUGUAAGGGUGUCUGCCAUCGAUGGUGGCAUGAGGGGAGCACACACAAGUGCCAGCAGGUGGCACAGGCUCCAGCAAAUGUCGCAGAAGCACCUAAACGUUGAAAGGAAGUGGGGAGAGAAACCUGGACGUGGCCUGCCAGCAGCUGAAAAGUCCCCGCAAGACCUAGUGGCCCUUGCGGGCGCUGGGACCCCGCCACGUGCUGAAUUGAAUCCCUCCUCUGCUGCUGGAGACCACCCAGCUGUGGCCCCGACUUCCCUGAUCCCCAGGCGUUCAGGCCCCCGCCGCCAGGCCAUCCCUGUUGCCCACCCCCCCAUCCCACCCCAUCACUGGAAACGCGUGUGGUUUCCGAGGACUAGCGCGGGAGGAGCUGGCGCUGCCUGUGCCGUCUUCCUCGCUGGAGCAGCCGGUGGUGACCCCUGGAGAGAGCGCUCGGCCCGGCGCAGCCCCCCAGCUUUUGCCGUAUGUCUCCAGGAGGUUUUGAUGGAAGCGCCAUGAUUUGCCAUAACAACUUCAAAUCUCUGUAAAUAAGAAAUAUUUACGAGGAAUUGUGAAUUUCCCCUCCCCUCCUCACCCUGUGAUGAUUCUUCGUGAUGCAGUGACAGUAUUUGACUCCACGUUCCGGUGAUUGGUGGUGAAUUGCAGUUACUUUCAAUCGAGCUUCCGUUUGGAAGUUUCUGAAAAAAGUCCUGGAUGGACAGACGUCCAGGACAGGGUUCCAAAGAAAGGUAGAGUCCAGGUGGGCUUGGAGGGCAGGGCCCUGAGCGUCCAGCCCUGUGCCCAGUGCGUAGAAAGCACCCUGUGUUUAUAGAGUGAAUGAAUAAAAAUGUUAACAUUUAUUUACCACUUCCUACUUCGAAUAAUAGUUAUACACGUACUGCAUUUCAUUGACCCUAAGAGCCACCAGUUGUAAGACAUACCUUUCAUUCCUGUUUCACUAGGCAAGGAAAAAAUAUGUCCAUUUCACUAUGACUAUUCUCAGUCAUAGUGCUGUUAAGGCAUGUACUUAACUCAGACUGUUAAGUGCAUCCCAACUGUAGACAUGUUCCCAAAUUGGGAAAAAUACAUGGGUGGUAGGUAUCCUUUUCAUUUCUUUUUUUUUCCAAGACAGUCUCACUCUGUUGCCUGGGCUAGAGUGCAGUGGCAUCAGC
Microcebus murinus (gray mouse lemur) is the source of this 3651-nucleotide messenger RNA. Lineage: Eukaryota; Metazoa; Chordata; Mammalia; Primates; Cheirogaleidae. The record is from RefSeq and is a predicted model, not a curated record.